Amoebophrya sp. A25 is the source of this 2576-nucleotide messenger RNA. The record is from the annotation of a GenBank genome assembly. NCBI's taxonomy places the organism in Eukaryota, Dinophyceae, Syndiniales, Amoebophryaceae.
AUCCAGCACAAGAACCUACCAUGAGUGUUUUCAUCCGAGGGCCAGCAGCCGAGGAGGACACUGACCCGGAGAAGCGGAUUCGAAAUGCGGUGGCUCAGAGCCCCGUUUUCGCAGAGGCUGAGGGUGAGGUUGUCGAGCUGCUCGUAGCAACAUUCGUGGAGCAUAUAGAUGACCUGGAAAAAGCGAGCAAUCUCGAAGCGAUCAAGCAGGAGUAUUUUGAGGAUGCGAUAGAAGCAGCAGGCGCGGACCUAGUGGACGGCUUCAUCACUCUGGCAGCAGAGAUUGGAUUGCUUUUGCUGCCAGACUUGGUACAACGAGCAGAGGGAGGCGUCGGGUCGAAGACUGGACGGAAGGAAGCUGACGAAGAUGACAAGAAGAGUAGCGUUGACGGCACUUCUGGGGAGCAAGACGAGGAUGCCAAGCAGGUGCCCGUAUCUUCAGGAGGCAACAACAAGGCCGCUCCAUCAAGUUCAUCUAGAAGCAGUUCUUCGAACAAGAAAGACAAAGAAAAACUCGUUCCAGCGCACAUGGCGCGCAGCCUCGCCAGCACCUCUGCCGCAGCUAGAGAAGCAUUGUUAGGAGGAGAUCGUAGGAACAAAGCUAUCGGCCACAGUUCCAAACGAGAACGUGAGGAAGCAGCGUUCGUCUCUAAGGUGCAACAAGCAGCGCAAAAGUAUGCUGCGCAAGAUCGGGAAGCAAAAGAACGGGAAACGCAAUUGCGUGCCUUCUUCACUUCGAACGGUAAGACUGGCCAAGGAGAGGUGCAGAGUACUUCUUCCGGCGGACGUUUGACUUCGGGGAAUCUACAGAACAAUGCAGCUGAUAGAAGAGACAUCGGCCGCCAGACAGGAGCGACCUCGGAAGUGACAGCAGGAGCUGCCGGACGAGCAUCCUCUUCGUCUUCGCAACAUCAUUCUACAUCUACUACAUCUGGAUUUGCAUCCUCGACUAGAGUUAAUGUAUCGGAGAAUACGAAUAGGCGACAAGUGAAGACGUCAGCAGCCUUUGCUAGUUUAGAGGAGGAGCAAGCAUUUGCGGAAGAUUGCGUGGACGAAGCCAAGGACUUUUUACGCCGGGUCGGCGAACCCGUAACCCUCUUCGGCGAAACCGUGUGGGAUCGGUAUCUGCGAUACCGCGAGUGCGAAUUAGCGCACCGUGAUGUAGGAAAACUCCUCACUGACUCGUUGACUGGCGGAUUGACCGUCGAAAUGGCUCUGAAAAAGCAGGAGGAGCAUCGAGAGGGAGACGAUGAGGAUGAAGAAGACAGUGACGAUGCUGAGGCAGACGGAGGACAAGCUGGGAUCACGGACGCAAAUGAAAAUGUUGGGGCAAAUGGCAAACGUCCAUCUGGAGACGAAAUGUCUUCAAGCCACAGCAGUGCGCAGGAGCAAGAAGAGAAUGAGCUUGACUCGACAGCCAGAUCCAAAGCGGAUUUUCUGAAACGAAGGCGACUGAUGCAGCAGCCCUCCGACGAGAGGGACGCGGUUCCUUGGAGGCAGACACAGUGGAAAAUGAGCAGCACUGAGCUGUUUGAACUCGAUCUCAAGGAACGAGCAGCCAAAGACACGCGAAGACGACAAGGUGGAGAAGAUGACUCCCCAAACAAUUGCAGCACAUCAACUAGGACUACGACGAAUAAAGAUGGUGGAGGGAGUACUAGUGGCUCUCAGGCACGACCAGGUAAAAACCCCCAGGGAGCAGAGCGUUUCUCAGCUGUCUCAUCGUGGAUUCAAGAGACCCUAAAAGAGUGGGAAUCGGACCUUUUCCAAGUAGCGAGUCUAGACCUCGAUACAAUAGACGAUCGCGCAGCCGUCACGAGAGGACUGGCAACCUCAAUGUCUAAUUCAUCGCCAGCAUCUGCGAAACCAGAGAAAUUUGCGUCGUCCAAUUCCAAUUCAACAACAGCAGCAGCAGAAGACAAGCAGUUGCGUCGCCGCGUGGGCAAAUUUCCGAAACAGCAGUAUAGGGAAGCAAAAUUGUGCCUAAAGCCUUUGCGCAAACUUCUGAAAGAGCAAUCGUUAGAGGAGGCAAUCUUGGAGAGCCUGUGCUUAAUGCAGCGACUGUGCGAGGAGCGCAAUUACAUCGGUGCAAAUGCCGAAUACAUGAAAUUGGCGAUAGGCAACGCAGCCUGGCCUUUAGGGGUGACGCAAGUAGGCAUCCACGAGCGCGCGGCAAGAAGCGCCAUUGCAGAAGACAAAGUUGCGCAUGUUCUAUCCGAUGAAGCGACGCGGAAAUACAUCCACUCUUUCAAGCGCUUGAUCAGUUACAAACAAGAGAAGCAUCCGACAUGAAGGACUGUCUACCUUGUUGAUCUGCGCCUAUAAUUGUUAACACUUCCUUAGACAUCAAACUCGUUCUUUAGCACCCACUGUUGUCCUUCCCUCCGCUUCAACGCUCAUUACUUAAGGAUGGCUGUCCCCCCGAAUUCUGGAUCUCCCCAAGAAUCUUUUCUCAAGAACCACGUUAGCAAGUACCCACUUAACACCAGAGAUCCCCGAUCAACUCGUCAGACUUCCCUUUGGUGCAAAAGCACUUAUGGGAGGCUUCGCGGGAGGAUGAAUACCUUUCUACCGUAC